Messenger RNA from Fonsecaea pedrosoi CBS 271.37, 999 nucleotides. Its product is annotated as malate dehydrogenase, NAD-dependent. Gene Ontology annotation, biological process: tricarboxylic acid cycle; malate metabolic process. The transcript has 5 exons. Gene Ontology annotation, cellular component: cytoplasm. Lineage: Eukaryota; Fungi; Ascomycota; Eurotiomycetes; Chaetothyriales; Herpotrichiellaceae. The coding region runs from base 1 to 999 and encodes 332 amino acids. Gene Ontology annotation, molecular function: L-malate dehydrogenase (NAD+) activity. The record is from RefSeq and is a predicted model, not a curated record.
AUGGUCAAAGCUGUCGUUCUCGGUGCCUCUGGCGGCAUUGGUCAGCCAUUGUCUCUUCUCUGCAAGAUCUCUCCCGUCAUUGACGAACUCGCACUCUUCGAUGUCGUCAAUACCCCCGGUGUUGCAGCCGAUCUGUCACACAUUUCUUCUGUCGCUGUACGUGACUUCAAAGGAGAGAAACCAGAGACAGAAGAAGCAAAAAAGACGGCUUUGACUGGUGCAGAUAUUGUCAUCAUACCCGCCGGUGUCCCUCGCAAGCCUGGCAUGACUCGAGACGACUUGUUCAAGAUCAACGCAGGAAUUGUCAAAGGCCUUAUUGAAGCGUGCGCCAAAUACUGCCCCAAGGCAUACAUCUGCGUCAUCUCAAACCCUGUCAACUCCACCGUCCCAAUUGCCGCUGAGGUUCUCAAGGCAGCUGGUGUCUUUGAUCCCCGGAAACUGUUCGGUGUUACCACCCUCGAUGUCGUCCGUGCUCAGACCUUUGUGGGAGAGAUCAUUGGCGAGAAAGACCCAAGAAAGUUGACCAUCCCUGUUGUUGGAGGUCACUCUGGCAACACCAUUGUGCCGCUGUUCAGCCAAGCUAAGCCUCCUGUCAACAUUCCAUCAGACAAGCUAGACGCUUUGGUGCACCGUGUCCAAUUCGGUGGUGACGAGGUUGUCAAGGCCAAGGAUGGCGCUGGUUCCGCAACACUCUCCAUGGCAUACGCCGGUUUCAGAUUCGCCGAGGCCCUUAUCAAGGCAUCCAAGGGUGAAAAGGGUAUCAUUGAGCCAACAUUCGUCUAUCUCCCUGGUGUCCCCGGUGGUGAUGCUAUUGCCAAGGCAACUGGCUGUGAAUUUUUCUCCGUUCCUGUUGAACUCGGGCCCCACGGCGCAGAGAAGGCCAUCGACAUCCUGGGAAGCGCCAACGACUACGAGAAGAAGCACCUUGAAGAAGCGAUCAAGGGGCUCAAGACCAACAUUGAGACGGGUAUCAGUUUCGUGAAGGACCCACCCAAGUAG